This is a messenger RNA of Stereum hirsutum FP-91666 SS1, 2647 nucleotides long. RefSeq lists its product as uncharacterized. The record is from RefSeq and is a predicted model, not a curated record. The transcript is spliced from 15 exons. Gene Ontology annotation, molecular function: metal ion binding. NCBI's taxonomy places the organism in Eukaryota, Fungi, Basidiomycota, Agaricomycetes, Russulales, Stereaceae. Bases 722 to 2647 code for a protein of 641 amino acids.
GGGAUCUUGAAGUAUACAAGGCGAGUUGCGACACCUUCUGACGUGAGAAGCUCACAGCGAACGCCGAGAGGGCCGCUAUGCAGUUACAGCUCGACCAGUCCAAGGCCGAAAUGGAUAAGUUGACGGUUGAAGUGCAGCAAGUGCGAGGCAACCCACAGCUGCCGGAACCCAAUCGUGUGACCUGUGUAAUUGACGGGGAUGGAACACUGUUCAAUCCUCUAUUGCUCUCUCAAGGUCGAAGCGGCGCUGCGGAGGCUGCCAAGACCCUUUCUGAUGCAGUUCGUGGCCUCGUGGACGGCCGUGAGGUCGAUAUCUCGGUAUACGUGUUUUACAAUAGGAAAGGGUUAACUCACGUUAUGUCGGCAUGUGGGUUAUCGGAGGCGUACGAUAGUUUCGACGAUUUCGUGGUUGGGUUUAAUGAGUCCUGUCGGCGGUUUUUGAUGGCCGAUGUUGGGAGUGGAAAGGAAGAAGCAGACGCGAAACUAAGAGUAUACCUUGAAGACUGUAUUCGUUUGCCGCGAACUAUCAAAGUUGUCUUUGUCCACUUCAAGGUGCCAUGACAACGGAUACGUCAACGUAUUGCGGUCGUACAUCACCGAGGGUUUGGGAGAGAAGUUAGUUUUGCUUCCAAGGUUCCAGGAUAUGGCUGCAGGAUUUGGGCCGUUGGGACUCCCAGUCCUCCUCAUCCCGAGUCUAUCCAUGCCCCACAAGAUGCUCGUAAAUGACAAAAUGUUCCUCCCGCACAAUAUUCAAAGGCGAUUUACUGUAUCCCGUGCAGUUAGCCCGCCUGCCACAGUCAUUCACCGCGGCAUCGUGGCGCCAUCCUACAACUACUCUUCGGAACGGCACAGGACCCGCCAGCGCCCCUGCGACUCCAGCAGGCUCUCAUAAGUCCAUCGCCCUUCCCGGUGCAGACGACGGAUUCACUCCCGUCGGCAAUCGUCGCCCUUUUCCAAAGCAACCCCUGUUGAAAUCGGUCACUGCUGGCCUGAAAUUAAGCGAGCAUGUACCACCCCCGUUUACAUUCGAGCAUCUCAUCGCCUCCAUCCAUGAAUCGAACUAUUUGCAGACUGCAGCGGCGCUUCGCGCGCCACCCAAGUCUGUCUCAUAUAAAGUGCGCACACCUGCCGUCCUAGGGCUGGUAGCGCUCGUCUCUCCCUGCUCUGAAGGUAUGACUGAACUAUCUGGUGUACCUCCUGGACUUGCUCAGAAUCCGGAGUUCUACGACAUAGCAAGAAGUCAUAAAAUGAUCUGUGACCAGAUUAAUUUGAUGGUUUCUCGUGAAAGGUCACAUAUGGAAAAGAUUGACGAGCUGAAAAGGGACCUGGAUGCAUAUAAAGCGGGUUGGAAUACGAUGGCCUCCCAGAGAGACCUUGCGAUUCAGGACAAGGACGCUGUUCUUCAAAGAAUGAAUAGCGCCGAAGAAGACCAAGACAAUUGGAAGAUGACCCAAGAGCGAGACCAAGCCCUGAUAGAUAGGAUGAGCGCAGAGUUACAGCAAAUGCAAGGCCUUGCACAGUUAUGUGAACCGAGCCGCGUCGUUUGCAUAAUUGAUGGGGAUGGGUACAUUUUCCAGACUGCUUUACUUGAGAAAGGACUAGAGGGCGGUCGAAGUGCAGCAAAAAUGUUUGCUGAUGCCUUACGAGACUAUCUGAAAGGCCGCCCAGUGGAAGUUUUGGUGUAUGUCUUCUACAACAGGAGUGGCUUGAUGAGUGCUUUGUCAAUUGGGGGCAUGCCUGAAGCGCGCGCUGGGUUCGACAGUUUUGUGACUGGUUUCAAUCAAGCCUCGAAGCGAUUUUUGAUGGUCGAUGUUGGGUAUGGAAAAGAAGUAGCGGAUGCGAAACUGAGAGCUAUACUGGAAAGCGACAUUCGUUUGCCCCAGACAUUUAAGGUCGUCUUUGGUGGCUGCCAUGACACUGGAUAUAUCAACGUGCUGACGUCUCUCAUGACGGACGGCUGGACACACAAAUUGAUAUUGCUCCGUGGCUAUGAUGAGAUGGCUGCUGGGUUCAAGGAAUUAAAUCUUCCGAUCUUUCCCACUUCUAAUCUUUUCAUGCACCAAAAGAUUGUCAUCGACCGCAUGACUCAAUCAGCUCGGCGCGCAAGCGUGCCCUCUAAUGUUCACAGCCCUGCAGAACGCCCACGUAGCGAUUCAGUGCAUCAGACGAUUGUGGAUUCCGGUGGACAAGCAAGACAAUUUUCGAGUCCAUCUCCCCCAAGCUACACAGCAGCUGUUCAACGAGCACGCAGUCCUGCUAUCUCCACAACGCCCACCCUCAACAUUUCUGAUGGCAUGGCCGCAUCUGGAGGAGCCGAUGAUGGUUGGAAAGUCAAGAGUAAGGCCAGUGUCUCCAAACAAGACGGAAACAAGCGUUCCACCGUAAACAUACCUACAAACCAAUUGAACCCGAAGCCAUGCACCUUACACUACAUUACUCAAACUUGCAAGUUUGGCUCUGAUUGUCCGUACGGACACGAUUAUGACUUGGGGCUCGAUCAAAUCGAAGAGAUCCGCGGGAAUGCUAAGCGUUCCCCAUGUGUUAGCGUCAACCGAGGUGAGGAAAUUAGGCUAUCACCUGUGACUUACCCGCUGACACAAGAGUCUUCCGUGGCUUGGGGUUAUAGGAGAAGAGUGCGCCUGGGGUGA